Molecule: messenger RNA, 1577 nt
Organism: Exophiala dermatitidis NIH/UT8656
Lineage: Eukaryota; Fungi; Ascomycota; Eurotiomycetes; Chaetothyriales; Herpotrichiellaceae
Product: microsomal epoxide hydrolase
Exons: 2
Coding region: 149-1465 (438 amino acids)
Biological process (GO): epoxide metabolic process
Molecular function (GO): epoxide hydrolase activity
Source: RefSeq, a predicted model, not a curated record
GUCCAACCCUACAAGCAAGUCUAUUUCAAAGCACCUGCGAUGAUGAAAUACAUCUGCUCAGGCCCAAAAGGUUCAUGAGACGCUUAACAGCCAUGAUGUAUAUAAUAAACGGAGAGAGUUAAGUUGUAUCGUGGUGAUAUGCUUCCUGAUGCUUGACUCCUUCCCGCCCUCCCUCAUCGAGUUGAUACACAGGAAUCCCAUCGUAGCAAACACCAUGUCUUCUUCAGUCCAACCAUUCCAGAUCUCCAUCCCGGACUCAGAAAUCCGUGAUCUCCACGAGCGGCUUGCGAAAGCAAGAUUCCCGGAUGAACUGGACUCCGCGGAAUGGGAUCUAGGAGCUCCGCUCGCCGAUGUCCAACGCUUGACCAAGUUCUGGAGGGACAAGUUCGACUGGCGCAGGGCGGAAACGGUGCUGAACCGCCUGCCUCACUUUACAACAACGAUCCAGUGUGAAGGGUACGAAAGCCUCCGGAUCCAUUUUCUGCACCGAAAGUCCGGCGUCAAGGGCGCCAUCCCCUUGCUUUUUGUGCAUGGCUGGCCGGGAAGCUUUCUCGAGGCGACCAAGAUCAUAGAUGCUUUGACAUCACCUCCGAAUUCAUCUUCUUCAUCGAAAACUGACGAGCAGUUUGCCUUCGACAUCGUUGCUCCAUCGCUUCCAAACUUUGGCUUCUCCGAAGGCACCAAGAAGCGAGGCUUUUCUAUCGAGCAGCAUGCCGAGACGCUGCACAAGCUGAUGCUUCAGCUGGGAUAUGAACAAUAUGCUACUCAGGGUGGUGACUGGGGGUAUUACAUCACACGAGCCAUCUCACUACUCUAUCCCGGCCACUGCAAAGCGACCCACUUCAACAUGGACGUUGGGGCGAAACCAACAUUCCUCAAGAACCCAUUGCUGGCCCUGGAAGACGCUAUUCGACCACUCUCGGCACGAGAGAAGCAAGGGAUCGCGCGGACCGAGUGGUUCGACAACGAGGGCUUCGGCUACAACCUGCUACAAUCGACAAAGCCGCAGACACUGGGCUACGGGCUGACAGAUAGUCCCGUGGCCCUGCUAGCCUGGAUCUACGAGAAACUCCACGACUGGACGGACGCGUACCCUUGGACCGACGACGAAGUAUGUACAUGGGUGAGCGUCUACUGGUUCAGCACUGCCGGCCCUGCGGCCAGUUGUAGGAUUUACUAUGAGAUGGGUCGCAGCGGGCCAUGGGGAAAUCGCAUCACGCGCGACAAAGUUCGCGAGUGGCAGUCCGGCGUCAAGAUUGGUAUCAGCCAUUUCCCCCGCGAUAUCCAUGUCCUUCCUAGCACGUGGACACGUACCGUGGGCAAUUGUGUCUUUGAGAAGGAGCACGAUGCUGGUGGCCACUUCGCGGCCUGGGAGCGGCCUAUGGAUCUUGUGGAUGAUUUGAGAGAAAUGUUUGGCAGAGGUGGUGGCGCAUACGGUGUAGUCGAGGGCAGAGAUGGCUUUUAAAUAGUAGUAACAGCUUGAAUGAUAGAUGAUCAUACAUACGUAGUGGUUACAAUUCCGCCAUUGCUUUAUUAAUUACAAAUAUAGCCCGAUUUCAUCCGUGGGUAUCUACAGC